Tripterygium wilfordii is the source of this 1195-nucleotide messenger RNA. Its product is annotated as short-chain dehydrogenase RED1-like. The transcript has 3 exons. Gene Ontology annotation, cellular component: endoplasmic reticulum. The record is from RefSeq and is a predicted model, not a curated record. Gene Ontology annotation, molecular function: oxidoreductase activity. Lineage: Eukaryota; Viridiplantae; Streptophyta; Magnoliopsida; Celastrales; Celastraceae. The coding region runs from base 180 to 1016 and encodes 278 amino acids.
GACAUGCCGUUUUCGAACACCUCAAAUUUUUUGCCAUUUUCGGAUUUCCUCAUGUUAGCCUUAAAGCCCCGACGGUUCUCUUGGUUUGUCCAACAAGCUCACACCUUCGAAGGUGAAAAAACCUAGGAAGCUGAAUCGUUGAAAAACCUCCGACUUCGAUUCACGAAAAUUCUCCUUCGAUGGACGACUCUUAUGGCAAACAAGUGGUGUUGAUAACAGGCUGCACACAGGGAGGCAUCGGACACGCCCUGGCCAAAGAAUUUGCUGCUAAUGACUGCCUUGUUGUUGCCACCAGCAGGUCCUUGGCCUCCAUGGAAGACCUUCGGGAAGACUCCAGGUUCUUCCUUCAAGAACUCGAUGUUCUGUCAGAGGAGAGCUUGCAGCGAGUUGUCUCAAAUGUUCUGGAAAAGUAUGGAAGAAUCGAUGUGCUGGUUAAUAAUGCUGGCGUUCAGUGUGUUGGUCCUCUAGCCGAGCUUCCUUUAUCUGCGCUGGAGCAGACCUUCAGUACUAAUGUUUAUGGUCCUAUGAGGUUAGUUCAAGCUGUUGUUCCUCACAUGGCAUCUAGGAGAAAGGGAAAAGUCGUAAAUGUUGGAAGUAUUAUUGCUCUGGCCUCUUCUCCAUGGGCUGGUGCCUACAAUGCUUCCAAAGCUGCAAUGCAUGCUCUGACUGAUACCUUGAGAUUGGAACUUAGGCCUUUGGGGAUUCAUGUUAUCAACGUUGUCCCAGGAGGUAUUAGCUCAAACAUCGGUGAUUCUGCCAUAACCCGUUACAACCAGAUGCCAGAGUGGAAGUUAUACAAGCCAUUUGAAGCAGCAAUAAAAGAGAGAGCCUAUUUUUCUCAAGGAACAAAGUGCACCCCCUCAGAAGAGUUUGCAAAGAAGACUGUAGCUGUGGUGCUGCAAGCGAACCCGCCAGCAUGGUUUUCCUAUGGCCAAGGUUCAACCAGGCUGGCUAUCAUGUACCAUCUGCCUCUUUUUAUCAGAGAUUUUAUCUAUAGGCGUGUAUUUAAAUGCUGAUGUUUCAGGUUUGUAUGACAUUUAUAAAGUCUUGCGCAUAAAGAACCUUUUAAGUAAAGAUUGGGUGGUUCAGGUUAAACAUGUGAAUCGUGAGGCUAAUUUUUGUGCGGAUAGCCUUGCUAACCUUGGUUUUCAUUUGCCACAGGGUAUUCAUGUCUUUGAUAGUCCUCUUGCUGUUA